Molecule: messenger RNA, 1595 nt
Organism: Impatiens glandulifera
Lineage: Eukaryota; Viridiplantae; Streptophyta; Magnoliopsida; Ericales; Balsaminaceae
Product: heparanase-like protein 3
Exons: 9
Coding region: 1-1575 (524 amino acids)
Cellular component (GO): membrane; plant-type cell wall
Molecular function (GO): beta-glucuronidase activity
Source: RefSeq, a predicted model, not a curated record
AUGGUGUCUUUAAUGAACAUGUUGGGCAUUUGCUUUUAUAUUCAUUUGGUUUUCAUCAUAAGCAGAUCGACUGUCGGAGCUAAUAGCGAAGGUUUGGUUGAAGGUAUUGUCGUCGUCAAUGGAACACAUCCAAUUGCACAAACAGAUGAAGAUUUUGUUUGUGCUACCUUAGAUUGGUGGCCACCCACAAAAUGUGAUUUUGGGUUUUGCAGUUGGGCUAAUUCUUCACUUCUCAACCUGGAUCUUACAAACAAAAUCUUCAUAAAUGCAAUCAAAGCAUUUUCCCCCUUAAAAUUAAGACUUGGUGGAACUCUACAAGACAAACUUAAGUACCAUACCAACACUCAUCCAUGUAAGCAGUUUGCAAAGAACAACGAAAGGUUCGGAUUUUCUGAAGGUUGUUUAUCGAUGUCACGAUGGGAUCAACUUAACGCCUUCUUUAACAAGACCGGAGCAAAGGUUAUAUUUGGGCUGAAUGUAUUGAAUGGAAAGACAAUAGGGAUUAAUGGUUCAGCAAUAGGAGCUUGGAAUUCAACCAAUGCUAAAUCUUUUAUAUCUUAUACUGUGAAUAAAGGUUACAUUAUUCAUGGAUGGGAGCUUGGGAACGAGUUGAGUGGUAAGGGGAUCGGGGCGAGCAUUUCCUCCGAUCAAUAUGCGAAAGACAUAAUUUCUUUGCAAAGUUUAUUGGCUAAAACAUAUAAGAAUUUUCGAGUGCAACCUUUAUUGUUGGGACCUGGAGGUUUUUUUGAUUCUAAAUGGUUCACGGAUUUUAUAAACAAGACGAAUAAUUCUCUUCAAGUUGUUACGCAUCAUAUCUACAAUCUUGGCCCAGGUGGUGAUACUCAUUUGAUAGAUAAGAUCCUUGACCCGUCUCAUCUUUCGGGAGGAUCGCAACCCUUUAUUGCUCUCAAUAGUAUUUUGAAAAACGCGAAAAGUUCUACCGUAGCGUGGGUAAGUGAGUCCGGAGGGGCUUGGAGUAGCGGUCGUCAUCUUGUCUCAGAUGCGUUCGUUUUUAGCUUUUGGUACUUGGAUCAACUUGGAAUGGCAUCCGUUUCCAACACCAAGACUUACUGCCGACAAACAUUGAUAGGCGGAAACUAUGGCUUGUUGAACACGACCACAUUCGUUCCCAACCCCGAUUACUAUAGCGCACUUCUUUGGCAUCGACUAAUGGGAAGAAAUGUUCUUUCGACAAACAUGUCCACAUUGACCAAAAUUCGCGCUUAUUCUCAUUGUUCAAAGGCUUCGGGUGGAAUUACGAUUCUAUUGAUCAAUCUAGACAGAAACAACACAGCCAAGUUGUCAUUUAAGAUCGAUAACUCAACCAUAAAGGAAACUAAUGAUAAAAUAAUUCACAAUACGGGCACAAGGGAAGAAUAUCAUUUGGCCGCAAAAGAUGAUGAUCCACACAGUCAAACUGUUCUUUUAAACGGGGAGGCGUUAAUGGUAAAUUCCUUAGGAGAAAUACCCCGAUUAACGCCUCGGGUUGUGAAUACUUCAAAACCCGUAACUAUUGCUCCUUUCUCUAUUGUAUUUUGUCAUUUCCCCAAUAUACAGGUUAAUGCUUGUAGGUAAGUAAUAGUUAUAGAUAAUAA